AUGUCUCGUCCGUCGUCGGCGAUGGCGGAGGAGCAGGCCGGCGGGCAAGCGGGAGGGGAGAGGCGAGCCAGGCAGAAACCCAUGUUCACCGUCCCGAUCAUUACGGUCGUCCUGCUCAUCGUCGCGCCGUGCGCGCUCUUCCUGUUCACGUCCGACGUUGCGCUCCCACGCAUCCGCAUCGAGUACGUCCGCCGCGACGUUCCGGCCGCCAGUGCGCCCGCGAACCUAAAAGCGCCGCCACCGUCGCCUGAUCAGGCCGCCGUGGCUGUUUCCAGCCUCGCGCCGCCACCGUCGCCCGAGGCCGUUCCCAGCGAGGAGCAGCGUCGGGAGGAGCAGCAGCCGCCACUCCCCCCGCCGGUGCGGCAGCUGACCGAUCGCCCGUACUCGCUGGGCCCGGCCGUGCCGGACUACGACGCCCGCAGAGCGGCGUGGCUGGCGGCGCACCCGGGGUUCCCGGCCUACGUGGCGCCGGGUCGGCCGCGCGUGCUGGUGGUGACCGGGUCGUCGCCGCGGCGGUGCAGCGACCCGGAGGGCGACCACGUGCUCCUCCGCGCGUUCAAGAACAAGGCGGACUACUGCCGCGUGCACGGCUUCGAGGUCUUCUACAGCAACGCGGUGCUGGACGCGGAGAUGUCGGGGUUCUGGACGAAGCUGCCGCUGCUGCGCGCGCUGAUGGUGGCGCACCCGGAGACGGAGCUCCUCUGGUGGGUGGACUCCGACGUGGUGUUCACGGACAUGCUGUUCGAGCCGCCGUGGGGCAAGUACGCGCGGCACAACCUGGUGAUCCACGGCUGGGACGAGGCGGUGUACGGCGCCAGGAACUGGAUGGGCACCAACGCCGGCAGCUUCGUCAUCCGCAACUGCCGGUGGUCGCUCGACCUCCUCGACGCCUGGGCACAAAUGGGGCCGCGCGGCCCGGUGCGCGACAAGUACGGCAAGAUCUUCGCGGAGGCGCUGUCGAACCGGGCGGCGUACGAGGCGGACGACCAGUCGGCGCUGGUGUACCUGCUGGCGACGCAGAGAGACAAGUGGGCGGACAAGGUGUUCCUGGAGAGCUCCUACCUGCUGCACGGCUACUGGAAGGCCAUCGUCGACAGGUACGAGGAGAUGAGGAGCAAGUGGCGGCCGGGGCUCGGCGACGACCGCUGGCCGCUCGUCACGCACUUCGUCGGCUGCAAGCCGUGCGGGGAGCAAGGUGCGAGCUACGAGGCCUCAAGGUGCCGGCAAGGCAUGGAGCGCGCGCUCAACUUCGCCGACGACCAGAUACUCAAGCUCUACGGGUUUCAGCACGAGUCGCUCAACACCACGGCCGUGCGCCGUGUCAGGAACGACACCGGACGGCCGAUGGACGCGGACGACGAUGAGAUCGGCCGGCUUCUGCACCCGACAUUCAGGGCCGCCAAGCCAUAGUGAUCUAUCAAGUCGUUCCUUCCAUUGGUUUGGAUGUCAACAUGGAACAUGUAAUGUUUUACAGAUACAAAUUUCUCUAUGUAUAAGUAGGCAGGUACCAACUGU
Lolium rigidum is the source of this 1515-nucleotide messenger RNA. Its product is annotated as probable glycosyltransferase 4. The record is from RefSeq and is a predicted model, not a curated record. Gene Ontology annotation, biological process: xyloglucan biosynthetic process. The transcript has a single exon. The coding region runs from base 1 to 1410 and encodes 469 amino acids. Gene Ontology annotation, cellular component: membrane; endosome; trans-Golgi network. Gene Ontology annotation, molecular function: UDP-xylosyltransferase activity; xyloglucan 6-xylosyltransferase activity; hexosyltransferase activity. NCBI's taxonomy places the organism in Eukaryota, Viridiplantae, Streptophyta, Magnoliopsida, Poales, Poaceae.